CUCUGCUUGCAUGUGCAUCGCACCACCCGGCUCUAAUGUAAUCGGCAUCGAGCUCUUUCAGGUACUCUUUGCCUCUGUCACUCGGUGGCAAUCGUAACGCUGCUUACGCCGCAUCGAUACGCACUGGAACUCAGCUCCGUCCUUCGCUCCGCCCUGGGGCGCCAAAAAACCACAGGCACAGCUUUCGGAUGUCAACGCUCGAGCUUCGGCCGCGCUCUUCGAAGUUGGGUUGCAGGUCAAGAGCGGUGGCAGCAGCAGCACCCUCAAAGAGGUCGAGAUCAACGCUAUUGCUGUUCAGCCCGAGGCUGGCAACGUCGCCAACGGAGCCAAGCACCUCAGUUACCACCGCCAUCACCCGGUUGCACCCCCGCGGGGGUCCUACUGGGUACCCCCCUGCGGGGCCCGCGGGGGGGAUUUGG
Molecule: messenger RNA, 419 nt
Organism: Mycena citricolor
Lineage: Eukaryota; Fungi; Basidiomycota; Agaricomycetes; Agaricales; Mycenaceae
Source: the annotation of a GenBank genome assembly